Staurois parvus is the source of this 522-nucleotide messenger RNA. The record is from the annotation of a GenBank genome assembly. NCBI's taxonomy places the organism in Eukaryota, Metazoa, Chordata, Amphibia, Anura, Ranidae.
AAAUCCAGACACGUCCGACAGAUUUCCAGACAGAGAAGGCUGAUUCAUCACUCCAGAGAACGUCUCCACUGCUUUAGCGUAAAGGGAUUUACAGCACUGCAUCCAACACUUUGCAUUUCACUUGGUGAUGUAAGGCUUGGAUGCAGCUGCUCAACCAUGAAAACCCAUUCCAUAAAGCUCUGUACACACCGUUGUGCUAAUCUGAAGGCAACAUGAAGUUUGGAGGUCUUUAGCUAUUGACUCUGCAGACAGUUGGCGACUUCUGCACACUGUGCUCGUCAGCAUGCAUUGACCCUGUUCUGUCAUUUUACGAGGCCUACCACUUUGUGGUUGAGUUGCUGUUGUUCCCAGUUGCUUCCACUUUGUUAUAAUACCACUAACAGUUGGCUGUGGAAAAUUUAGUAGCAAGGAAAUUUCAUGGAUGGACUUAUUACACAGGUGGCAACCUAUCAUGGUACCACGCUUGAAUUCACUGAGAUCCUGAGAGCCACCCAUUCUUUUACAAAUGUUUGUAGAAGCAGU